Messenger RNA from Drosophila eugracilis, 1649 nucleotides. RefSeq names its product zinc carboxypeptidase. Gene Ontology annotation, biological process: proteolysis. The record is from RefSeq and is a predicted model, not a curated record. Gene Ontology annotation, molecular function: zinc ion binding; metallocarboxypeptidase activity. Lineage: Eukaryota; Metazoa; Arthropoda; Insecta; Diptera; Drosophilidae. The transcript has a single exon. Bases 56 to 1411 code for a protein of 451 amino acids.
UCUAUGCUGACAAAUGGAAAAAUUUUAAAUCAGUUUUGACUUUUGAAGAUUCAAGAUGCUACCCAAGGGGAUCCUUCUGCUGCUCCUCCUGGUUAGUCUUGGCCUCAUUCAGUUAUCCAAGGCAGCAAGUUUCUGUACCAAAGCAGAUCAAUGUACUCUGGAUGAGGAGAUCAAGCCAGUAGCUAUUCCAGCUCCUGUGCAAGCCCGCUACGAUCACACCCGCAUCUACCAAGUGGAACUGGCUAGUGAAGAACAUGUCCGGCUCUUUCAGGCUCUGGAAUUGGCCAGCGAUUCGUGCUCCUUCAUGGGUCAUGCUAGACAACCAGGUCAAAAACUAACCAUUAUGGUUACGGCUGCCAAGGUGGCUGACUUCGACGACCUGGUGCAUAGCUAUAAUGUGACCCACAGGGUACUUAACCACAAUUUUCAGGCUCUGAUAGAUGCCAACUAUCGUGAAGUGGCACCUGAUGGAGAGAGUCCCGAACAAUUCGACUGGAAACGCUAUCAUCCGCUAGCGAGUAUCAAUGCCUGGCUAGAGCAUCUGGCUAAGACGCAUAAUGAUGCGGUUACUAUUGUCAAUAUGGGACUCAGCACUCAGGGAAGACCCAUUCAAGGUGUGAAAAUAGCUUUUGGCAGGGAGAAUCUGACUACUGUCUUUGUGGAGAGUGGCAUACAUGCUCGUGAAUGGAUAGCUCCGGCCACAGCUACGUAUAUAAUCGAUCAACUGCUAAACUCCAAGAAUCCUGCCAUCCAGGAACUAGCUCGUUCCCAGAACUGGUACAUCUUUCCCAGCGUUAAUCCCGAUGGAUAUCAGUACACCUUCCAGGGUGAUCGCAUGUGGCGCAAAAACCGAGCACUCUUUGGCAUCUGCCGAGGUGUGGAUCUCAACCGGAACUUCCCUUUCCACUGGAAUGUCACAGGAGCUAGUGGUGAUCCCUGCCGUUAUGACUACUCAGGACCAUCGGCUGGAAGUGAGGUGGAAACUCGCGCAAUGACUGAGUUUAUCAAGAACCGCUUGGAUUCUGAACGGAUACGUACCUUCCUAGCCUUGCAUAGCUACUCCCAGAUGAUUAUGUUUCCGUAUGGACACUCCGCCGAACGUGUGGAAAACUAUCAGGAUCUGAAGGAGAUUGGUGAACUGGCUGCUCGGAAGAUCAAGGAUGUUAGUGGUAGGAUCUACAAAAGUGGCAGUAUCUACGAAACCAUCUAUCCCUCAUCUGGUGGAUCAAAGGAUUGGGCUCAUGGUCAACUGAAGAUACCGAUUACCUUCUCGUACGAGCUGCGUGGCCCGGCUGACAGCGAGGAUCUGUUCAUCUUGUCCGCCAAUGAGAUCGAACCCACCGCCGCCGAAGCCUUCGCAUCCAUCCAAACGAUCGUGCAGGAGGCCGGCAAACGUGGCUAUUACCAGUGAUCAGUGAAGUUCCAAAUUCAACUACAAAACCAAAUCCAAAUCCAAGCGAAGCCACCAACAUCUGAUGGGGACGGACGAUGAUGAUGAUGAUAAAUGUCGUCUGGCCUGGCAGUUCACAUGAAAAACACAUUACGCGCCAUCGUUUCUUAAUGCUAAAUAAUGAUGGCAAAAUCAUGACACAAAACCUCAUAAUAAUGUUGGUAAAUCAAAGCAAAUAUAGUCAGACUCGAACAACCUU